Molecule: messenger RNA, 1560 nt
Organism: Saprolegnia parasitica CBS 223.65
Lineage: Eukaryota; Oomycota; Saprolegniomycetes; Saprolegniales; Saprolegniaceae
Exons: 6
Coding region: 198-1499 (433 amino acids)
Cellular component (GO): lysosome
Molecular function (GO): cysteine-type endopeptidase activity
Source: RefSeq, a predicted model, not a curated record
AUGCCAUACGUCGGCCUCGUUGAGCCUGUCUUUGUGCAUGUCGACGAGCCCGCGGCUUGCAAAAGCUCAGCUACUAUGGCGGCGUCGACGAGUACAUCUACAACACGACGGGGCCGUCGUAUCAGCUGCUGCCCGUCAUUGACGCGAUCCAGUGCUUCCAGACGGACGCGUCGCCGCUCCAACUCGUAUUUCCCAACAUGACGGCGUUCGAGCCCAUGUAUGGCAAGUCGGUGGUCAACUCGCGCAACUGCUACUCGUGGAAGUACAGCGUCGACUCGAAGCCCGACGCGCAGGGCCGCCUUGGCGUCUACACGCUCUAUGUCGACGUCGACACAAACGAGCCUGUUCGGUUCCACUACAUUGGCCACAACGUCAUGCUCGGCGGCAGCCACAUGGACGAAUACAUCCUCGACUACGAGUACAUCCGCGCCGGCCCCGUCGCGCCGCAGAUCUUCUCGUACCGCGUCGCGUCCAUGAAUUGCACGCCGCUGGGCCCAGACGUUGUCAACGCUCCGCUGCGCCCGACGAACGACUUUCACUUGCGCAUGCCGGAUGGCGAGACGCAGCGUGCUGACGCGUUCGACGCGUUCAUGGCCGCCCACGAGAAGGCGUACGUCGAUGACUCGGAGCGCGCGCGCCGCGAGAGCAUCUUCCACGCCAACGUCCAAUAUAUCAACGCGAUGAACCGCCAAGGUAACAGCUACACGCUGGCCGUCAACCACUUGGCCGACAAGACGCCCGACGAGAUGCGUCGCCAUUUCCACGCCAAGGCGCGCCACGCCAAGGACAAUGGUGCACAAGCUGUGCAUGCAUUGUCGAGUGCGUCACUGCCCGAGGAGUUUGAUUGGCGUAACCGUGGUGGCGUCACGCCAGUCAAGGACCAAGGCCACUGCGGCUCGUGCUGGACAUUUGGGUGCGACGACGGGGCGCUCGAAGGCCAGCUCUUCAAGGCCAAGAACGAAACGAUCCGACUCUCGCAGCAGAACCUUAUUGACUGCUCGUGGGACGAGGGCAACAAUGCGUGCAACGGUGGCCUCGACUACCAAGCCUACCGCUGGAUCAUCAAGCACGGCGGAUUGGAGACCGAAGCCACGUACGGCAGCUACAAGAACCAGCCGGGGUUUUGUCACUUUAACGCUUCCCGUGCCGUGGCCCCGAUCGCAUCGUUUGUGAACGUCUCGGGCGUCCCAGCGCUCAACGACGCCCUUGUCAACGUCGGACCGCUGUCCGUGUCGAUCGACGCGGCGUUGCCGUCGUUUUACUUCUACGCUGGUGGCUACUACAACGACAUUGAGUGCAAGAGCGGCCUUGAUGACCUCGACCACUCGGUGCUGGCGGUCGGCUACACGACGUACAAUGGCGAAAAGUACACGCUCGUCAAGAACUCGUGGAGCACGCAUUGGGGUGAGAAGGGCUACAUCAAGAUUGCCCAGAAGAACAACAUUUGCGGCGUCGCGACCAUCGCGACCUACCCCGUCCUGCAGAAGACGGCAGCGUGAGCUGUCGCUUGGCUCCUUUUUAGUGUAUCUCUCAGUCAAUUCAGUCUCCAUGCCCUCGUCC